Messenger RNA from Piliocolobus tephrosceles (Ugandan red Colobus), 2829 nucleotides. RefSeq names its product E3 ubiquitin-protein ligase TRIM58. Gene Ontology annotation, biological process: G protein-coupled receptor signaling pathway. Gene Ontology annotation, cellular component: membrane. The transcript is spliced from 6 exons. The record is from RefSeq and is a predicted model, not a curated record. The coding region runs from base 94 to 1920 and encodes 608 amino acids. Gene Ontology annotation, molecular function: olfactory receptor activity; G protein-coupled receptor activity; protein binding. Lineage: Eukaryota; Metazoa; Chordata; Mammalia; Primates; Cercopithecidae.
UGCUUUCCUGCGGCGUGGGCUCCUCCCCCUGUGCAGACCGCCAGGGGAGACGGUGCGGGCGGCCGGGAGCGCAGCCACCCGGGGAGGCGGGCCAUGGCCUCGGGGCCGCCCGGGGAGCGGCUGCGCGAGGAGGCGCGGUGCCCCGUGUGCCUGGAUUUCCUGCAGGAGCCGGUCAGCGUGGACUGCGGCCACAGCUUCUGCCUCAGGUGCAUCUCCGAGUUCUGCGAGAAGUCGGACAUCGCGCAGGGCGGUGUCUACGCCUGUCCGCAGUGCCGGGGCCCCUUCCGGCCCGCGGGCUUCCGCCCCAACCGGCAGCUGGCGGGCCUGGUGGAGAGCGUGCGGCGGCUGGGGCUGGGCGCGGGGCCCGGGGCGCGGCGGUGCGCGCGGCACGGCGAGGAGCUGAACCGCUUCUGCGAGGAGGACCAGGCGGCGCUGUGCUGGGUGUGCGACGCCGGCCCCGAGCACAGGACGCACCGCACGGCGCCGCUGCAGGAGGCCGCCGGCCGCUACCAGGUAAAGCUCCAGAUGGCUCUGGAACUUGUGAGGAAGGAGUUGGAGGAUGCCUUGACUCAGGAGGCCAAUGUGGGGAAAAAGACUGUCAUUUGGAAGGAGAAAGUGGAAAUGCAGAGGCAGCGCUUCAGGUUGGAGUUUGAGAAGCAUCGUGGCUUUCUGGCCCAGGAGGAGCAACUACAGCUAAGGCGGCUGGAGGCAGAGGAGCGAGCGACGCUGCAGAGACUGCGGGAGAGCAAGAGCCGGCUGGUCCAGCAGAGCAAGGCCCUGAAGGAGCUGGCAGAUGAGCUGCAGGAGAGGUGCCAGCGCCAGGCCCUGGGUCUGCUGGAGGAUGUGAGAGGAGUCCUGAGCAGAAGUAAGGCUGUCACAAGGCUGGAAGCAGAGAACAUCCCCAUGGAACUGAAGACAGCAUGCUGCAUCCCUGGGAGGAGGGAGCUGUUGAGGAAGUUCCAAGCUGCAGUAGAGAUGGAUGGAACCAAUGGCAGCACCCAAACCCAUUUCAUCCUGCUGGGAUUCUCUGACCGACCCCAUCUGGAGAGGAUCCUCCUUGUGGUCAUCCUGAUCGCGUACCUACUGACCCUCUUGGGCAACACCACCAUCAUCCUGGUGUCCCGGCUGGACCCCCACCUGCGCACCUCCAUGUACUUCUUCCUCACCCACCUCUCCUUCCUGGACCUCAGUUUCACCACCAGCUCCAUCCCCCAGCUGCUCUACAACCUUAAUGGACGUGACAAGACCAUCAGCUACACGGGCUGUGCCGUCCAGCUCUUCCUGUUCCUGGGUCUGGGUGGUGUGGAGUGCCUGCUCCUGGCCGUCAUGGCCUAUGACCGCUUUGUGGCUAUCUGCAAGCCCCUGCACUACAUGGUGAUCAUGAACCCCAGGCUCUGCCGGGCCUUGGUGUCAGUGGCCUGGGGCUGUGGGGUGGCCAACUCCUUGGCCAUGUCUCCCGUGACCCUGCACUUACCCCGCUGUGGGCGCCACGAGGUGGACCACUUCCUGUGUGAGAUGCCCGCCCUGAUCCGGACGGCCUGCGUCAGCACUGUGGCCGUCGAGGGCACCGUGUUUGUCCUGGCGGUGGGCGUUGUGCUGUCCCCCUUGGUGUUUAUCCUGCUCUCUUACAGCUACAUUGUGAGGGCUGUGUUACGAAUUCGGUCAGCAUCAGCAAGGCAGAAGGCCUUCAGCACCUGCGGCUCCCAUCUCACCGUGGUCUCCCUUUUUUAUGGAAACAUCAUCUACAUGUACAUGCAACCAGGAGCCAGCUCCUCCCAGGACCAGGGCAAGUUCCUCACGCUCUUCUACAACAUUGUCACCCCCCUCCUCAAUCCUCUCAUCUACACCCUCAGAAACAGAGAGGUGAAGGGGGCGCUGGGAAGGUUGCUUCUGGGGAAGAGAGAGCUAGGAAAGGAGUAAGGGCAUCUCCACCUGACUUCACCUCCAUCCGGAGCCACUGGCGGCAUCUGGAACGGCUGAAUUCCAGCUGGUAUUAGCUUGUGACUCCCAACUUGCCUUUUUCUGGACUUUUGUGAGGCUGUUUCAGUUCUGACAUUAUGUGCUUUUGCUGUUGCUUUUAAAAUUGAGACUCUGUCACCUAGGGAGGAGUGCAGUGGUGCCAUCAUGGCUCCUCCAACUCUUGGGCUUAAGCGAUCCUCCCCCGCCUCAGCCUUCCAAGUAACUGGGACUGCAGGUGCGCACCACUGACGGUGGGAAUUGUGGCUUUUCUAUUUUCUAUGGAGAUAGGGUCUAGCUGUGUUGCCCAGGCUGGUCCCAAACUCCUGGCCUCAUGUGAUCCUCCUGCCAUGGCCUCCUAAAGUUCUGGGAUUACAGGUGUGAGUCACUGCACCUGGCCAACAUUACGUGCUUUAUGUGUGAAUUGAAUAACACAAAUCAUCCCAAAAACCCAUCAUGAUCUGUAAAGCAGCUGCAAAGAACAAAGUGAGAUAAACCAUUGUAAAGAUGAGUUUCCACCAACUUAUACCAGAGUGCUAAGAGGAAAUAACUCUUCUCAAUCAGAGCUUUGCUUUGUUGUUAUUGUUUGCUUUAAAGUCUAACACACCUGACAUGUUUCAGUCAGAAUGACCCCAAAUGCAUCACUGUUCUCCAUGCCGUCCAAGUGUCUCUCUGUUUAGAGCCAUCAAAUUGUGGAAUUCAGCACAGUUUGAUAUUUUGUCUAUUCCCAAUUCCUACCCAAACCUUUUCAUGAAAUCGUCAAGUUUGUUGUACCCUUUAUCUAAAACUUUGGAAUUUUCCCCAAAAUCUGGUGUAAGAUUCUGCAUAAACCAAGAAGUGAACCUGUAAAUAAUGAUACAUGGGUCAUUUAAA